UGUAACAAGAUUUCAGUGUAAUUGAUUUCAAUCUUAGACUGUGUUCUUAACAUGUUUCUUGUUGUUCAAAAAAAAUGUGAGCUAUUCUAAAGCAAAAAAAAAGAUUUCAGUGUAAUUGAUUUCAGUGUAUCUUGUUUAUGAGCUCAUGGAUACUGAUCUCCACCAGAUUAUCAAGUCUUCUCAAGUUCUUAGUAAUGAUCACUGCCAAUACUUCUUGUUCCAGAUACUUGAUUGGUUCUACUUGCUUCGAGGGCUAAAGUAUAUACACUCAGCCAACAUCCUCCUCCGAGAUUUGAAACCAGGCAACCUCCUUAUCAACGCGAACUGCGAUUUGAAGAUAUGUGACUUCGGUCUUGCGCGGACCAGCAACACCAAGGGACAGUUCAUAACUGAAUAUGUGGUGACUCGUUGGUACAGAGCACCCGAGCUUCUCCUCUGCUGUGACAACUACGGAACAUCCAUCGAUGUUUGGUCCGUUGGUUGCAUUUUCGCCGAGCUUCUUGGUAGAAAACCGAUAUUCCAAGGAACUGAAUGCCUAAACCAGCUCAAACUCAUCGUCAACAUACUCGGAAGCCAAAGAGACGAAGAUCUCGAGUUCAUAGAUAACCCUAAAGCCAAACGUUACAUCAGAUCGCUUCCUUGUUCGCCUGGGAUGUCUUUGUCUAGGGUUUACCCGGGAGUUCAUGUUCUGGCCAUCGACCUUCUUCAGAAAAUGCUUGUUGUUGAUCCGUCCAAGAGGAUUAGUGUCACUGAUGCGCUUCAGCAUCCUUACAUGGCGCCUCUGUAUGAUCCGAACGCAAACCCUCCGGCUCAGGUUCCUAUUGAUCUGGACGUAGAUGAGGAGUUGGAAGAGGAGAUGAUAAGAGAGAUGAUGUGGAAUGAGAUGCUUCAUUACCAUCCUCAAGCUUCAACAUCUGAGCUGCUAUGAGGUCAAGUCUUCUAAUGAACUUUAAAUCCUCUGAUGCGAUGGGAUGUUUUGCGUGUUACAAUAGUCUUUCAUUCAUGGGACUUCGAUCUCCUUUCACACUCAUUUGAUCAAAUUUAAAUUAAGGCAUUUGCAGGUACCUAAUUGACCGAACUGAAACCAGACAUAUACGGAUCAGUCUAUGUUCAAAGUCUCAGACGAGUUAAUUAUAUUGUUACCCACCCUAUAUCACAUGAGUUGCUUCCUUCUUCUUUUUUGUCAACACAUGAUUUGAUUUGUUUCUUUUUGUCAACACAUGAUUUGAUUUGUU
Raphanus sativus (radish) is the source of this 1235-nucleotide messenger RNA. RefSeq names its product mitogen-activated protein kinase 1-like. The record is from RefSeq and is a predicted model, not a curated record. Gene Ontology annotation, molecular function: MAP kinase activity; ATP binding. Gene Ontology annotation, cellular component: cytoplasm; nucleus. The transcript has 3 exons. The coding region runs from base 146 to 928 and encodes 260 amino acids. Gene Ontology annotation, biological process: protein phosphorylation; intracellular signal transduction. Lineage: Eukaryota; Viridiplantae; Streptophyta; Magnoliopsida; Brassicales; Brassicaceae.